CCUGAUUGGGUGAUAGUAUAAUGACUUAAUGACUAAACUAAUCAGAUGGCAAAGUGGUUUAUGCUAGUGCUAUCUAUGUAUUAGCUAAUUAAUUAGUGAUAGUGAUCGUACUGAUCGUCAGGGAAUUCGAUUAGCAAUUAGAUUCAAUGGAUUCUCCAGCGAUUGGAAUAGAUUUGGGUACAACGUACUCUUGUGUUGGCGUCUUUCAGCAUAAUAAAGUGGAAAUUAUCGCCAACGAUCAAGGUAACAGAACUACGCCGAGUUAUGUCGCUUUUACCGAAGUCGAAACGCUAAUAGGAGAUGCGGCGAAAAAUCAGUCAGCGAGGAACGUAAAUAAUACCAUUUUCCAAGUCAAGAGGCUUAUAGGUCGUAAAUUCGACGAUGUCACGGUUCAGGCCGAUAUGAAGCUAUGGCCUUUUGAGGUUGUUAAUGAUAAGAAGAACAAACCAAAAAUCAAAGUUGAAGUCCAAGGUACUUCUAAAACCUACUCUCCUGAAGAAAUAUCGUCGAUGGUGCUACGAAAACUGAAAGAGACCGCCGAAGCUUACUUGGGUAAAAAAAUUAAAAAUGCUGUAAUCACGGUCCCAGCUUAUUUCAACGAUUCUCAGAGAUCGGCUACAGUUGAUGCGGCCACAAUCGCAGGCCUGAACGUAUUACGUAUAAUUAACGAACCUACAGCUGCCGCCAUUGCUUACGGUCUAGACAAAAAAGAUUCGGGCGACCAAACAGUAUUGAUUUUCGAUCUUGGCGGUGGAACUUUCGAUGUCUCGAUUCUAACUAUUGAUAGCGGUGUUUUUGAAGUGAUCUCAACUGCUGGCGAUACUCAUUUGGGCGGAGAAGAUUUCGACGACAGAAUAGUCAAUUACUUCGUUCGAGAAUUCAAACAGAAAUACAAGAAAGAUCUCACCCAAAACAGAAAAGCCUUACGUCGUUUACGAACCGCAUGCGAACGAGCAAAGAGAACGUUAUCGUCGGCCACUGUAGCCUCUAUCGAAAUUGAAUCUCUUCAUGAUGGAAUUGAUUUUUAUAGUUCGAUUUCUCGCGCCCGUUUUGAAGAAUUAAACGCUGAUUACUUUCGAAGCGCCAUAGCACUGGUUGAAAAAGCUAUCAAAGAUGCUGAAAUCAACAAAAAUCAAAUUGACCACGUCGUUCUGGUAGGUGGUUCGUCUCGCAUUCCGAAAAUACAAAAAAUUCUACAAGAUUUCUUCGAUGGUAAAGAAUUGAACAAAACGAUUAAUCCGGACGAAGCUGUAGCUUACGGAGCUGCGAUACAAGCUGCUAUACUAAACGGUGAUGAGUCGAAGAUUGUACAAGAUAUCGUGUUAUUCGACGUUACUCCGUUGUCGUUGGGCAUUGGUGCUCAAGUUGAUCAUAAAGAUAUGUUUGUGAUAAUUAAACGUAACACACAGAUUCCAGCAAGGCAUACUGUAACGCGCAAUUCAUUGAUCGAUAAUCAAACCCGUUUUAUUUUCAAAGUGUACGAAGGCGAGCAUGCCUUAACGAAGGAUAAUCAUUGGCUUGGUCAGUUUGAGCUUACUGGUCUCCCUCUCGCACCUGCUGGCAAAGCUAAAGCCGAUGUAACAUUUGAAAUCGAUGCUAACGGUAUAUUGAAUGUAUCCGCCAUCGAAAAAACGACCGGCAAUAACAACCAGAUCACCAUCGCAUACGAUAAAGGUCGUCUCAGUAAGGAUGAAAUUAAGCGUAUGAUCGCAGACGCUGAAGAAUCGCAUGUCAAAGAAGAAAAACGAAAAGCGGUAUUAGCUGCAAAACAUUCUUUAGCGUCGUACUGUGCCGACGUGAAAAGCACCGUUGAAGAAUUGAAAGAUAAAAUCGAAAAACUCGAUACAAACAUAAUUUUGAAAAAAUGUGAUGAAACUAUUCUCUGGUUGGAUUCGGAUAAAUCAGCUGAAAAAAGGGUAUUCGAAAGUAAACUGGAAGAACUGAAAAAAAUAUUCGACCCGAUCAUCUCGAUAGCCAGGCACCCCGAUGAAACAAGCGAUAAAUAUUACGAAAUAUUGAAUCUUUCCAAAGAUGCCAACCUAAAACAGAUCCAGAUAGCUUUCAGGAAAAUCGGUUCGAAAUAUCAUCCCGAUAAAUACAAAGGGGACAAGGAAAUUGCGAAUAUGUAUUGGGUAUUUAUUACAAAAGCAAAAAAUACUCUCAUCAAUCUAGUAAAAAGAAGAUUCUGAAGAGUGCAGAAUGCAGGUAGGUAGGUUGUGUGAAACAUCUGUGUAAUUUGGAAAUCAAGAAAUUUAAGAAUAUCUACUGUACCUAUUUCUCUUAUUUCAACGCCAUAUUUUCCAAUUUCGUGUUUAAUUCGGACACCUGUAAAGUUUUUGAAGCGACUUGACUUAAGUAUUGUGUUUUAUCCCAUAUCCCAUUCCCUGUUGAGAAUUUCUACGUAUUUAAUCUUGUCCAAUUUGUUGAUAAAUGAUUAUUGAUUUCUAAUUAUACUUAACCUAACCUAUUUUAACUCAUGUCUCAGUGGAUAUUAAAUCGAUAAUAUCAUACCUAUUUGCGAUUAGUUUAUAAGUUACGGUAUUCUUAUCGAGUUAAUUUUCCUUGGGUACUAUUUUUUUAAUAUACUUAUACUUAUUUGUACUUGCCUACUUUGUUUGUUUGUUGUUGUUUUUUUUUCGAAAAGACAGUCCUAUGAGGUAUGCGAUUGAAUAAAGUGAUGUUGCUGUAGUCUUCCUCUUCACUAGUUUGGUGGCUGAUUGGGUCUUUGGUGAUUGGCCACAUCUUUUCAAUAUUUCAAAAUUGCACAGAUGAAGCCAUCAAUCCUAAAGUGGAUAAUGUGUACCUAUUCAAUUAAAAAAUUAAGAGGAGCCAAGUAGGGAUUUGGUAGGUUUGAUAAUUUAUAAGGGAAGGUUCAACAUUACUAUAGGUAAUUGUAGGUAGGUACUCAUCGAAAAUAGUUGUGAGAGUUGUGACCCAAAAAAUUUUCAAUCGAGUUGAUUUUAUACCAUGUUCAAUUCUCAGCUGAAAAAUUUCAACGCUUUUGUCACUUUCUAGUUUCUUUUCUUGAGAAUGUUGUUGAGUGAAAUGAAAUGUUCAAAAAGCAAUAGAUCGUACGAAGUUUGCUUUUCAUUUUAUUUGAACAAAUAGUUUGGGUGAUCAGAUUUAGCUUAAAUUUUUUCACUUUAUCCAACAGGGCAUAAAAACCGGAUGAAUAUCACUAUCUCGGUUUUGGUUUUACGUUUUUUGAAAAAAUAAAUGUUUUGGUUGCGGUUUUUAAAAAAUGUCGCUCUCUUUUUCCCGGUUUUGAUUGAAUUGCUGACGCUAAAAAUGAAAGUUGGAUCGGCGGUAUUUUAAUGCGUAACUAUGAAACGGCACCUCCUCCGCCAUAAUUACGCCAAUAUAGCUAGAAGUAAAAGUUUAAAGUUAGAUUGUGAUGUACUUGUUAUAACUGGCAACGUUGCUUUAUGUAUGUAUCUUUUCAAAGUAACGGUUUCGUAUUGAAUAUAUGUAUUAUUACCUUUCUGUCAUGUCAACGAAUAUGUUAUUAUACGCCCUGAGAAAAGA
Molecule: messenger RNA, 3525 nt
Organism: Planococcus citri (citrus mealybug)
Lineage: Eukaryota; Metazoa; Arthropoda; Insecta; Hemiptera; Pseudococcidae
Product: heat shock 70 kDa protein II-like
Exons: 7
Coding region: 147-2189 (680 amino acids)
Cellular component (GO): nucleus; cytosol; cytoplasm
Molecular function (GO): ATP binding; ATP-dependent protein folding chaperone
Source: RefSeq, a predicted model, not a curated record